Molecule: messenger RNA, 5931 nt
Organism: Meriones unguiculatus (Mongolian gerbil)
Lineage: Eukaryota; Metazoa; Chordata; Mammalia; Rodentia; Muridae
Gene: Cfap74
Product: cilia and flagella associated protein 74
Exons: 42
Coding region: 214-5610 (1798 amino acids)
Source: RefSeq, a predicted model, not a curated record
AGCUCGGCUCUCCGGAAGAUGAUUCGGUAGCCGGCCAUUCAAACGUGGACUCUGGAUAACAGCAGAAGGGCGUGCAGCGGGAGAUGCUGAGGGACUGAGUGCAGGCGCCGCCGGCGGUGGCCGAGUGUCCUCUUUAUAAAGCUCCUGGUUUCAAAGCUUUCGCCCAUAGGGCCUGUUUACGGUCUUGAUGAUAAGUGUUUCAAGUUCUGGGUUAUGCUUCUGCCCCAUGGCUUUCCCCCGAGCCUCCUUAUGAUAUCAUCUGAUCACAAGUUAUCUAACUUCAAAUCCAGCUGGUUUCUGUCUCCCAGUAUGGAAGAGCCCACCACCGUGUUUUCUGAUGAGGACCCUGUGGACAACUUCUCUUCCAUGGAUUAUGAAAGAAUCCAGCUAGAAGAUCCAGAUUAUGAGGUAGCAGGUCUUUCCCUGGGAUGUGAGGAAACCAGUUCCCUAGGACACUGCUGUUCACCAAAAGAAGAAGAAGUGAAUAAUGAGAAAAUGAAGAAGACAGCCACUAAAAACACCAUCCAGGCCUUUCAUCUUCGGAAGAGCUUAAACCUCCUAGACAAACUGCACGAGGAAAAGGACCUUUUUAUCCACAAGACCAGAGGAGAGCUGCGCGUCUGCCGUCAGAGGAUGGACCUCCUUAUCAAACAGCAGGAGAGCUUGGCAGCUGAGAUGGCCACACAGAAAGAAGCCAACAACAUGGCUGCUUUGGGCCGUCUCCAGGCUGCAUCUAGACGUCUGAACACAGAGCUAGAGAAUGAGAAAGACCUGCAGUCCAAAAUCACAGCCAUGCUGAAGGACAGCGAGAAUGCCAUGUGGCACCUUGAGUUGCAGGAGGGGCAGUUUGAGGAUGUCAGGAAGCAUAACGAAGAAGCAGCGGAAGCUAGGCAAAGGUGCCUCGAGGUACACGCAGCUCAGCUACUUCAAAAGGAGAAAGAAACCUUGGAGAAGGUAAAGAGGAACCAUCUGCUGAGGGUCCGGAAAUCCUUGCAUGUACAAAAGGAGCUUGGGCUGAGACAUCAGAAAAUGUUGGAGGAUGCCCAAAGAAACCACAGAAUCGCAGUAAAGUUCCUGAAGGCCUCUCUGGGAAGGGUUCGUGAGCAGGAGCAGAAGGAGAGGAUGGAGUCCCGCAAGCACAUGAAACAGCGAAUGGAUGCUGUGCUGGCACUGAAGAACAACAUCACCGCCAGCCGGGAAACCCUGAAGAAGUUCCAGGUAUGGAGCCAGAACAGGGCGGCCCUGGCUGAGAAGAAGGCCCUUACGGAGAAGGAGGCGAUCCUGGCCCAGGGUGGAGAUGCAUUCAAGCACCUCAUCCAUCAGCGCAGGCACCAGGAGCUGGAGGCCCAGAAGCGGGCUUUUGAAGAGGAGCAGAAACUUCGGAAGCAGGAAAUUGUAAGUCGGAUUUUGAAAGAGGAAGCUGAGGAAGAGCACAGGAAGAAGAAGCAGCAUCCACCCGCUAAAUCCACAGACGGACAGACUCUGAGGGACAAAACCUGGAAGUACAUCUCCGACUUUUGUGAAGGGAAGACUGCCCCAACCACCAGCUGCCUGCCAGAAAGUGAGAUGGCGGUACCCAAGCCUUCCAAUCUAGUGAAAGUCAUAUCCAGCGAGUCCGUUCAGGGGGACCUGGGAAUCAUUAACACAGAGGACGAGAUACUGGCUGAACCAGACAUCCCAGGGCUUUGGACCAAAGACUACAAGUUAUACCAGGUGGCCAAGGAGGACAUGGACCGAAAACCUGUGGGUGGAACUAAGAUGGACAAGGACAUCCUGGCUCAGACUCUGGAGAAGCUGCGCAGCGGGGUGGUCCACAAGCAGGUGGUAUCUGGGCGAGAGUUCAAGGGCCGCCCAUUCAACAGCAAGCCCGACGUCAUUCACUUCAAGGACUUUGAUAUUGGCAAAGUAUAUAAGAAGAAGAUCACGCUGAUAAAUGCUACCUACACAAUCAACUAUUGCAAGCUGGUGGGUGUGGAGGAGUACCUGAAGGACUUCAUCCACAUUGACUUUGACCCCCCUGGUCCCAUGUCAGCCGGUAUGUCCUGUGAAGUUCUUGUCACCUUCAAACCUAUGAUAAAUAAAGAUCUGGAAGGAAAUGUUUCAUUUUUGGCUCAGACUGGCGAAUUUUCUAUUCCACUGAAAUGUUCAACAAAAAAAUGUUCUCUGUCCCUCGACAAGGAGCUCAUUGACUUUGGGAGCUACGUCGUGGGUGAGACCACAUCCAGGAUCAUCACACUGUCCAAUGUUGGGGGCCUGGGCACCAGGUUCAAGUUUCUCCUCGAUUCUGAGUUAUUUGACAUGGAUGAGUCCCAACCAGUUAAGAAUAUAAGCAGCGUGUUCACCUACGAGGAGAGAAGUCUCUACGAGAAGAUUAUUCACAGUAUCUCUGAGCAGCAGUUUGACAUUGACGGGUCUUCCCUAAUGGACAUGCAGAGCCGUAAAGAGUCGGAGAGAGUAGAUGAAACAGAGAUUACAGCUGUGUCCAGUGUCAUGACCACGAUUCCCAAAGAGGAGCAGGCAGAGAUCACACUGGGGAAGAUAAGAGAGGGGGAACUCGGCCCCUUCAGCUCCAUCAAAGUACCCAUUAUCUUCAGCCCAGUUAUCCCAGGAGAGGUCCAGACGAAGUUCAAGGUCAUAUUUAAGAAUUCACAGUGUCCAACGUUAUAUUUCAGAGCCACUGGCAUUGCCAUAGAUGUGCCAGUCUGGGUGCCCAGGACCACUGUGGACCUGAAGAUCUGCAUGUAUGACCGACUGUACCAGGACUCCAUCACUGUCCACACGAGGUCAAAAGCAGCCCUGCGCCUGAGGUUUGAAGUCUGUAAGGAGCUGCGCGGCCACAUAGAGCUUCUACCAGAAACAGGCUACAUCCAGGCCUUGUCCACCUACUCAGUUCAGCUCAAGUUCCUGCCGAGACACUCCCUCCCAGAAGAUGCAGGGAAGCAUUUCGACCGGGACAGUCGGGUUCUGGAGGCGCCGAUGACGAUCUGGGUGGCUGACCAGAUCAAACCAGUGGGCUUCACUGUCCAAGCCAUCGUAACCACCUCAGACUUGGAACUCUGCCCCUCGGAGAUAAACUUUGGCUACUGCACCAUCUAUGAAGCUAUCAGGACACAGAUCAGCCUCAGCAACCUCUCGUUGUUGCCCCAGGAGUUUGGGUUUGUUGGCCUUCCCAAGUAUGUGGACAUCCAGCCCAAUGAUGGGUUUGGGACGAUCUUGCCCCUGGAAACUUUGCAACUUGAUGUGAUCUUCCAGCCAAUUAAGGCUAAGGAGUACAAAUUUGAGCUGCUUUGCAAAUCCGAGAUAAAUCGGUGCUUCAAGCUGUCUUGCCAAGCAGUGGGUGUGCACCCACCCCUGGCCCUGUCCCACUACCAGAUCAAGUUUUCAGCCACGACCCUGUAUGGCACCAGCGUGUCCACGCUGUACGUGAUCAACUCCCACUUGAGCAUGAACAAGAUGGCCCUCUCCCUGCCUCGGAUCGGCUCUGGGGAAGUCUCCCCAGUGGGACCAACAUCCUUUGAGUUCCUGUUGCCCCCUAACUCACCCAUCAGCAUCUCCCCAUCCGUGGGGACUGUGCUUCCAGGAAAGAGGUGUUUGGUCCAAGUGGCCUUCCAGCCUGUACUGCCACACGAGAUAAUCCUCGAGGAAGCCAUUCAGAUCCUGAACAAGGAAGUAGAAACCAAGACGUUCCAGAAGGAACCAGCCCAAAGGAAAGAACCGUGGAAACAGUCCUUGUCUGGGAUGCGGGUUCACAACCGGGAGCGGCCAACCCGGAUCUCUGCUCCCCACAGUCCAGAGGUGCAGAAGCCAGUGGUGCUCAGUGCCAGUUCCAAUGAGUACCAAAGUGCCCAGGCCCUCUUGUCCAGAGCCUUCCAGGGCAAGUUUGAGAGGUUUGUGGUCCCCUGCGUGGUUGCCAGUGGCGACAUCAAAGACAGGAAAGCAUCAGAACCACUGAGCUUCAGCCCUCAUAAUACUCUCUAUCUGGAGCUGUGGUGUCCAGCCGUGGCUCCAUCCAUUGUGGUGAUAUCCAACAAAGGCAGGACCGUCUUCAACUUCGGUGAGAUCGCUGUGGGGCAUCGGAGCAUAAAGAGGAUCACCUUCCAGAACAUUUCCCCUGAGGACCUCAAAUUGGAGUUCUCGGUGCUGAACCCCAACGGCCCUUUCGUUCUGAUGAACCCCUCCAGGAAGCUGUGCUCGGGCGACAAACAGACGCUGGUGGUCUCCUUCUCACCCCAUGAGAGCAUACUGGCUCAGGAGACAUUGGACAUCAUCACCAAGAGAGGCACUAUCACCCUCACCCUCAUGGGCACAGGCGUGGCCUCCAUGAUUACAUGCUCCAUUGAAGGCAGUGUCCUCAACAUGGGAUAUGUGCUUGCCAGAGAGUCUGUGUCAACAAACUUUAAGCUACAGAAUGAAUCCACACUUCCCAUUAAGUUCUGGGUUCGGCUGGAGAGCCUCUCCAAAAAAAGGGCCGAGACCCUGCAGCAGCUGCCAAAGUUCCUUACCUCCUCUGAGCAGAGGAAUGAAAUUGUUGGCACACAGAACCACAAUGGCCAGAGCGUAUUCAGUGUUGUGCCUGUCGAGGGCCUCAUGUUCCCUGGGAAGGCUCAAGAAUUUACCGUAACCUUCAGUCCAGACCAUGAGAGCCUCUACUUCUCUGACCUGCUUCAAGUGGUGCUCUUUGAAAAGAAAAUCUCCCACCAGAUCCUCCUAAAAGGCGCCGCCCGUGAGCACAUGAUGUUUGUAGAAGGCGGAGACCCCCUGGAUGUUCCUGUGGAGUCCCUGACAGUGAUCCCUACCCUUGACCCAGAGCACAGAGAAGAAGCUGAGGAGAUGAAACCCAUUCUAGUGACCUUGAACUAUGUCCAGUUUGACACAGACACGCCAGCCACACCUGCCACCCGAGAACUACAAGUGGGCUGUAUCCGGACCACCCAGCCGUCACUAAGGAAGUACGUGGAGUUCAGCCUGGACAGUGUGACAUUGCUUCAGCACAAGGGCUUCUCCAUCGAGCCCUCCAGGGGUUCUGUGGAACGCGGCCAGACUAAGGCCAUCAGCAUCUCCUGGGUGCCGCCUGACGACUUUGACGUGACGCUGGGUUCCGCAGAUGGCGACUGUGACCCUUCGGAUCAGUGCCCGCCCCAGGCCCGCUGGAGCAGCCUAUGGCAUGUGGGGCUCAUCCUGCUUGCCAUACUCCUGGUGCUGUUGUGUGGAGUCACGGCCAGUUGUGUGCGGCUCUGCUGCCUCAGGAAGCAGCCCCACACCCAAACACACGGGCCGUCAGCAUGGCAGUCCUGUGACCUGACGGUCGUCCCUGUGGACAGUGACAGCCCUGCACACAGCACUGUGACUUCCUACAGUUCCGUGCAGUACCCACUGGGCAUGCGCUUGCCCCUGUCUUUUGGGGAACCAGACCCUGACUCUGUGGCCCCUCCCACCUACAGCCUGUGUGCCUCUGAGCUGCCCCCCUCCUAUGAGGAGGCUGUGAAGAUGAUAAAAGCCAGAGAGGAAGCAGCGGCUCCCUCCCAGAAAACCAACUCUCUGCCUGAGCCCUUGGGGCUGGAGACCACCAGAGGGCCUCAGGAGUCAGGCCCCAGUGCCCAGCAGCCCUAGCUGUGCCCCUUUGUAAAGGGCGGGGGUUCUUUUUCUAGAGCCAUUAACCCAUAGCCUGGAUUCCUGGCACCUAGGACCAAGGAACCUCACCUGUACCAUCCUUCCCCUGGGAAGGCCAGCCAGCCAGCACAUUGCUGCAGACUCAUUGCUAUGCAAUGCCCAGCCAGCCAUCCUGCCCUGUAUUGGCCCCUCCUCUUCUUCACUCCUCCCACCCAGCCGGGCCCAGCAGACCCUCAGUCCAGAGGAGCCUGAAUCUGGGGCGCUAAAGCCCCACUGGGAUGUCAGACCUUUGAGGGGAAAAUAAAGUUUAUGUGAACAUGG